Leptonychotes weddellii (Weddell seal) is the source of this 405-nucleotide messenger RNA. Lineage: Eukaryota; Metazoa; Chordata; Mammalia; Carnivora; Phocidae. The record is from RefSeq and is a predicted model, not a curated record.
AUGCAGAGGGUAGCUAAGGGAGGUCCCAAGCGAACGUCCCGUCAAGAGCACCAGGAUGUGUUUCUCCUGAUCCAGUGCCACAAGACCAUCAUCAUCACGGAGGCGAAGGAGUGGAGGCCAGUGCUGAAGCUGAAGCGCAUCGUUGAGGGCAUCCUCAAGCGGUGCCCUGACAUGCAGCUGCUCUACAGGGAUGACCAGCUUCUGGAUGGUGGCAGGGUGCUGGGAGAGUGUGGUUUCACCAGUGAGAUUGGGUGGCCGCAGACCCCAGCCACUGAAGGGCUAGUCUCCCAGGCAGAUGGUUUCCAGGCCCUGCACAUGGAGCCCUGCCCCAGCCCACUUGAGCUGCCCGGUGUGAUGACCCCACAGGACUCUGGGAGCGGUGCCAAUGAACAGGGGGCGCGGUGA